CGCACAGCUCAACGGCAACAGAACGUGGCGCCUUCGUCUGUAUGGCCAUGACUGUGUGCAUUCUUGCUUUGCCGACACGAUGGCCACGCGUUCGCCAACCAAGCUGACUCUGGACAAAGCGAUGCACCACCCCGCUUCUCCUGGCGGCAAAAGCCCCGUGAAGAAGGCCAAACACUGGGACUCACAGCCGGAAGGCGAAGGGUCGACGGAAAACCCUUGCAACUCGACGCAACUUCGCACGGAACUGCUCAACAAGGUGCUGGAGCUCCUGGACCAAGACGAUUCGGUCGUGGACUUUGUGGCGUCUCUAGUGGACACGGUCUCGACGCUCCCCCUCCAGGAUGCUAACAUGCGCAGGGCCUUCCUCGCGCAGCUGCAGAACAUGCCCAAGCCUGGGCGCACGAGUGGUCGGACGCAGUGUUUGAACCCCCAGUCGUGCCGUGCCUUCAUCCUAGCGUGUGCGAAUGAAAUCGUCGACUUGGACGAGAACGAUCCAUCCUUUGACUACGCUGAGACGUGCGUCGACUCGGACGAGUUCAAGGACGUCGCGAUUCGCCCGGUGUCACCACUCCAGUCCCGCGUCCACAUCCACAUCCCGACCGCCGACUAUGCCGAGACGCUGUCGAGUCGCACGUCUGUUCCCGAGCCGCCCGCCGCCGCCGACGUCACGGCGCAGUUUCGCCGUGUUUUGCGUCAACACUUUGACUAUGCAUCGACGGUUCAUUCGUCCAUGUGCUCGAGCGAGUGCGAACGAGACGGAUGCUUGCAAGUCGCGUUCUCGAAGCUGCACCAACAUGCCCAAGAGUUGGCGAGAAAGCGCCAAAUUUUUGACGAAUUCAAGCGUCAAAUGCCGAUGGAGGUUCCGAGCCCCCCGAAGAAGCCAUCGCCACGCCCCGAGACCGCGGUGGCGUCGAAUCGUUCCAUGCAGGACCUAGCAACCAAGUACCAAACGUUUGAAGCCCUCAAGUCGAACCGGAGCAUGUCUCCAACCAACCUCAGUCGGAAGAAGCGUGCAUUCUACAAGUUCAAGACGACGGAGCAGCCAAGGCGUUCCAAGGCCACAACUGCAUCGCCCCACCACAUUCAAGUGCAAAGUCAGCAGCCUCGACCAACGAACUCUGCCAUGUCCGCUUUCGUCAAGGACUGCGCCAUGAGUGCACUCCUUGUAGUCCUGGCGUGUAUCGCAUACGACGAGCUCAAGCUUUGGUAAGACUCGUCCCCUCUCAUGUGUGUCGCUGCUGGCUGCUGGAGCGCUUUCACGAUUCCAUCCAAGUGAUGCAAGUUUAUCGGCAGAUAGAGGGAGGGAGCGGGUUGAGAAGGGUACCGUUUGGUCACAGCCGAGACGGCACGUGGAGGACGCAAGCGUGGAUGGAUGCAUCUUUCCAGUUUGGCGUACUGUGCACUGGUGGAAGCAGCGUCUCGACGCUGGCCGCAAGAGUUGUUGGCAUGGCCGGCGCGAGCAAUCCACUUGUCGUUCGCAUAAACAACACCUGAUAACAGCACCCAGCAGAGCCGAGUUG
Messenger RNA from Aphanomyces invadans, 1520 nucleotides. RefSeq lists its product as hypothetical. The record is from RefSeq and is a predicted model, not a curated record. The transcript has a single exon. Lineage: Eukaryota; Oomycota; Saprolegniomycetes; Saprolegniales; Verrucalvaceae. The coding region runs from base 80 to 1210 and encodes 376 amino acids.